AUGAUGUUGUCGUUGAAAACUGGUAGGGACUUGUUCAAAUGCCUGGUGGCGGCUGGUCGCUGUUCUCUUUUGCAAUCGCGUCUGCCGACGUGCGGGACCACUUUAAUACGACGGAGUUAUGGUGACCACGGCAGCACCAUUGGUGGUGGUCGCGAUGGAGGCAGAGGUGACGAUGACGACGAUGGGUUCGUAAAGCCCGGCAAUUACAAGAUAUUCAAAGAUGACGACUCUUCGGUGAUCUUGGACGUGGAAGAGGAACGUGCUUUGCUUGACUCUCAGUUGUCCGCUGACGAUACUCGUUCAGAUUUUGACGAAAUCGAUCAAUUUGCUGGUUUCAAUAUGUCACGUGAGUUAAAAUUCCAAAAACACCUGUAA
Messenger RNA from Macrosiphum euphorbiae (potato aphid), 375 nucleotides. NCBI's taxonomy places the organism in Eukaryota, Metazoa, Arthropoda, Insecta, Hemiptera, Aphididae. The record is from the annotation of a GenBank genome assembly.